AUGGCUCUCGCUGCUUUGAGUUCUGCCAUUGCAGACCAACUGCUGCACGCGCCCAGACGCAGUGAGACGACAAUAGAUGCAAGCUUGCUGCUGGAUGUCCAGCCCCGUCUGGCCUUCGCCUUCUUCCAGGAGUUUGACACAAGCAUUCCGUUGGUGGAAGAGGCGGUGGACCAGCUGUUGAGACAGCAGGGAGUCGACAGGCCCACGAGCCGACUCCGCUUUCGCCACGUGCCCUAUGGCCUGGCAUGGCCGCUGCGGUCAUUGAAGGAGAUCCGAUAUUCUCUGGUGGGAAAGUUCAUUACAGCUUCUGGCCUGGUUGCAAGGAUUGGGGUCGUCAAGGCGGUGGCCACGACACGAUUGUUCCAGUGCUCUGAAUGCCGGCGCAGCUUCUCGGUGGCCCCGCUGGGGAUGUUGGGAGAGGCGCCGCAGAGCUGCCCCGGAGGUGAAGGGUUUCCUUGUGGCUGCUCAGACUUUCAGGACCUCGGAGGCGAUGCCAUGACAGACUACCAGGAAAUUCGGCUUCAAGAUGUGGUGCCGGGCAGUGUUGGCACCACAUUGACGGUCAUUCUGGUGGCUGAUCUUGCGGGCAGCGCAGUGCCUGGUGACAUCGUGGUCGUAGGUGGCGUUCUUCGUGCGAUUUGGGCUCGGUCGAAGGCGGUGGCUGAGCUCGUCCUCGAGGCCUCCGAUGUGCGCCAGCAGCAAGAGGUGCCUUCACGUCCCCGCACCUUGUUCUUGGGCGCUCCCAGUGACCCUCUGGCUCACCGCAACAGCCUGCUGCGCAGUGUGGCACCGGGUCUUCAUGGUCUGGAGGUUGCCAAGUUGGCUCUGCUGCUAACGUUGGUGGGUGGUGGACCCUCGGAUCUACCUCAAUCGACAGGUGAUGUGGAAAGGUGGUCCCGUUUCAUGUCAAGCGAUCACCAUGAUGUGGCAUCAGAUGCGCAGAAUGGUUUGCAAGAAGCCACGAGCUCGCGACACUCCACACACCUCCUGUUCGUUGGCGAUGCUGCAACUGGCAAGACUAAGUUGAUCGAGGCAGCAUCGGAACUAUCUGCGCACGGAGUUUGCUGCAGCGCAGUCGGGGCGACCCGUUCGGGGCUGACCUUCGCCUGCGUGCGCGAUGGUGCUGGUUGGAGCUUGGAGGCAGGAGCGUUGUCGCUGGCUGACGGUGGAGUUUGCUGCAUUGAUGAAUUUCGUCAUCUGGCCGCGGAAGAGAAGGCAGCGCUGUAUGAGGCCAUGGAGCAGCAGACAAUCUCCGUUGCCAAGCCUGGGCUUACUUGUCGCCUGAGGGCCCGCUGCAGCGUUGUUGCGGCGCAGAGCUGGGCAGACGCCCAAGGAACGACGUUGGGGCAGCUUACCGGGCUCGCUGCGCCGCUGCUCAGCCGCUUCGACCUGAUCCUCGGCCUGAGAAGUCGAGGCACUGACGAUGAGGAUGUGGCCAAUGCCAUCUUGCGAGCCUCAGAAGGUGCUGAUAUGGAUGACCGCAAGGCUCUGCAGUUCCAGACCUUGAAGGACUUUCUCAUCGCGUCUCAAGAAAGUGUGCUUCGGGAUUCGCCGGAAGAUGGCGCUCGCCAUCUCCUGGAGGCGUACUACCAACGGCUGCGAGGACCUGGUAUGGGAGGUCUCGGGGAGGUUGUGACAGCACGCACGCUCGAAAGCCUCAUUCGACUGUCCCGAGCACACGCGCGCUUGAUGCGACACGGUGCCGUGCAGCUGCAGGAUGCCGUGGCGGCUGUUUUCCUACACCAGGUCUGCUGGAGGAGUCACUCCCCCGAUUCUAGCCAGGUGCUUCUUUCAGAAAGCUGCUUUGGGCCUCUUUGCCCAUCGCACAUCCGGCGCCUGGACAUGAGCAGUGACAUAACCUGUGCCACAGACUAUGAGGUGGUGGAGGGCGCGAUCUUGUGGACCCUCGGCCUGCAGAAGGACCCGAAGACUCGCGAACUGCGGCGAGUGCGUUGUCAACCUGGACAUCAUCGCUCGGCCUGGAAGGCCCUUCCGAGCCUUCCCCUGGGCGCUUCAGAACACACUGGCAAGUCUGGCGAGUUCCGGGGAGCGGUGUCGUUUCCAGCGGUGCCGAGCAGUUGGGCAGGGCCCCACUUCACGAAGGAAGAGCUUGCGGAGGCGGAGGCGGAGGCGGAGGAAGAGUACAUUCCGUGGUUCAGCAGGUCACAGAGAAGGAAGAGGAGCUGGCAUGAGGAGCAUGAGGAGCAUGAGCAGGCCUGCCGGGAGAUGUUCCCUGAGACUUGGUUUGCGUGA
Messenger RNA from Symbiodinium natans, 2253 nucleotides. The record is from the annotation of a GenBank genome assembly. Lineage: Eukaryota; Dinophyceae; Suessiales; Symbiodiniaceae.